Molecule: messenger RNA, 1405 nt
Organism: Closterium sp. NIES-67
Lineage: Eukaryota; Viridiplantae; Streptophyta; Zygnematophyceae; Desmidiales; Closteriaceae
Source: the annotation of a GenBank genome assembly
AGCCAAGCAGGCGCUAAUUAGUCGGAUCGUCAGAAAUCGUGAAAACGCAGGUCGUCUAGAGUAGACUGGAGCCGCCUUCGGCGUCUACGAAGCGCAAUGUUCCCAUCACAUCGCUUUGUGUUUAGCCUCGACGUCAGCAAUUCCUUUUGUCUACUGCGGAGCGCAUGAUAGACGUAUGAUAGUGCGUCAGAUGCCAGACGUCGGCCUAACGCUCCUCGCGAGGUGAUUCUUGGGUGCAGCAUGACGAGUUUUUCGCCAGGAAUCCCAAAAUGCCGCGUCGAUCGGGCGUGGCGUGCUCGCUAUCGAGUAGCGCGGCUCCGACGAGUCGAGUCGGCUCGUCCGAGGCUCAAUCUUGCUCUCGAAGGCCUUGUCAUGUGUAAAGACAGACUACCAGUGGUACAUAACGCAGGCCCACUCCACAUCGCUUUUAGGUGAGCUCGUUUCCUCUGAAUUCCUAGCAACUGAAGUUUUUCUUCGUUUCCAGAUUCCAACUCCGAGUGCAAGAUUCAGAUUCCAACCUCCGAUCUGCUACUCUCCGCCGCGGCUCACACGACGAUCAUGUCGACGAUGAAGGAGAAGCUCGGCGACCUCGGCACGACCGCCAAGGAGAAGGUCACCGAGGCGAAAGCCAAGGGCGGCGAGAUGAUGGGCAAGGGCAAGGCGGAGACGCAGGAGACUGUUGACAAGGCGAAGCACCCACUCAGCCACCAGGCGCACGAGGCGGCGGACGCGAAGGAGGCGGCGACGAAGACGAGCGCGGAGGUGGGGAAGGAGGAGCAAGUCGCGGGGGCCAAGAUGGGCGCUGCGGGGGAGAAGGAGGCGCGGCACCUUAAGCACCAGACUGGCUUGAAGUAAAUACUUCAAGGGUGAUUGAAACACGGCUGGGGAGUUGGGAUGACACGCGGCUGGGGAGUUGGGAUGACACGUGCAACAGCAAGAUUGGCUACUAUGAUGAAGUCUGUGAUGGUUGCAUGGCUGCACUGCAUGGCUGCUAGAUUUCCACCUGGCAGACAAUACCCCGAGAUUUGUGGACUUUCAGUUCAGCUUCAUUUUGUCACUGUACUGUGGCUGGGCAGGAUUGCUCGCACUGGUGGUUGCCCAGCAACGCCACUAGGUCUAGGUCCUAGUCCCUAGUGGUUGAAUACGCUGCUAGACCUAGCUUUGCUGCUAGCUCUAGUAGUUGCUUACGCUUCUAGCCUAGCUUGCCUGAUUGGCUGCCAGUUUAGUAGUUUUGACUACGCUGCUAGUCUUGCUUGCCUCAGUGGCUAGCUCUAGUAGCUGAUUACACUGCUAGGAUAGUUUGCCUGAUUGGCUGCUGGCCUAGUAGUUGCCUGCCUUACUUGAUAUGGUGGGUUUUUACAAGUUUUCUCUUCAAAUCCUCCAGCUAGUCACGAAGAUGGGACAU